GCCGCGGCGGCGGCGGCGGGAGCGGGGCCGAGCUCGGUGUCCCCAUCCCCAUCCUCAGCGCCAUCCGCCACCGCCACACCCUUCCCGAGCCCACACUGCAGGACCAUGGAUUUCCCAGGACACUUUGAGCAAGUCUUCCAGCAGCUCAACUACCAGCGUCUGCACGGGCAGCUGUGCGACUGUGUCAUCGUGGUGGGCAGCAGGCACUUCAAGGCGCACCGCUCGGUGCUGGCCGCCUGCAGCACGCACUUCAGGGCGCUCUUCACGGUGGCCGAGGGCGACCAGAGCAUGAACAUGAUCCAGCUGGACAGCGAGGUGGUGACGGCCGAGGCCUUCGCCGCGCUCAUCGACAUGAUGUACACGUCCACGCUGAUGCUGGGCGAGAGCAACGUGAUGGACGUGCUGCUGGCCGCCUCGCACCUGCACCUCAACUCGGUGGUCAAAGCCUGCAAGCACUACCUGACCACUCGGACGCUGCCGCUGUCGCCGCCCAGCGAGCGCGCCCAGGAGCAGAGCGCGCGCCUGCAGCGCUCCUUCAUGCUGCAGCAGCUGGGGCUCAGCAUCGUCAGCUCGGCGCUGGGCUCGGCUCAGGGGGCUGAGGAGCCGCCSGGAGCCAUGGGCUCGUCGCUGCGCCCCGGGCUGGAGCAGCGCGCCGCCUUCCCCAUGCGCCGCCUGCACAAGCGCAAGCAGUCCUCGGAGGAGCGCGCCCGCCAGCGCGUCCGGCCCGCCAUGGACGAGCCCGGCUCGGACACGGCCGCAGAGAGUGGACAGCCCGUCGUCCACUCGCGAGAGGAGUUCUUCUCUCCGGACUCGCUCAAGAUGGUGGACAACUCCAAGGCUGACGCGGUUGCCGAUAACCAGGAGGACAACACCAUCAUGUUUGACCAGUCCUUCGGCGCUCAGGAGGAUGCUCAGGUGCCCAGCCAGUCAGAUAACGGUGGGGGAAACAUUUCCCAGAUGUCCAUGGCGUCCCAGACCACGCAGGUGGAAACCAGCUUUGACCAGGAGGCUGCUGCUGAGAAGAGCAGCUUCCCGUGUGAGAAUCAGGAGGUGACCCUGAACGAGAAGGAGCACAUGAGAGUGGUGGUGAAGUCGGAGCCCCUGAGCUCCCCGGAGCCUCAGGAUGAGGUGAGCGAUGUCACCUCGCAGGCGGAGGGCAGCGAGUCCGUGGAGGUGGAAGGAGGAGUGGUGAGUGCAGAGAAGAUAGAGCUGAGCCCCGAGAGCAGCGACCGCAGCUUCUCUGACCCCCAGUCCAGCACCGACCGAGUGGGAGACAUCCACAUCAUGGAGGUGUCCAACAACCUGGAGCACAAGUCUUCUUUCAGCAUUUCAAACUUCUUGAAUAAAAGCAGAGGAGGUGGCUUCAGCACCAGCCAGAACAACGAUGACAACAUUCCCAACACCACCAGCGACUGCAGGAUGGACAGUGACACAUCAUACCUGAUGAGCCCGGAGUCUGGACCCACAGGUGGCCACUCGUCCACGGCCGUGUCCCACGUGGAGAACCCGUUCAGCGAGCCCGCRGACUCACACUUUGUGCGGCCCAUGCAGGAUGUGAUGGGUCUGCCCUGCGUGCAGAGCUCCGGCUACCGAGCAGCCGAGCAGUUUGGCAUGGAUUUCCCACGCUCGGGGCUGGGCUUGCACUCGCUGUCCCGGGCCAUGAUGGGCUCCGUGAGAGGCGGAGCUGGUGGCUUUCCCGGCUACCGCCGCAUCGCCCCCAAGAUGCCGGUGGUGACCUCGGUGCGGGGCUCGCAGCUGCAGGAGGGCUCCUCCGGCUCGCAGCUGAUGAUGAACGGCAGCUCCUCGUUCGAGGGCGGGCACCUGUCGCAGCCCGGCCCGCCGCAGCUCACCCGGGCGUCGGCCGACGUGCUGUCCAAGUGCAAGAAGGCGCUGUCGGAGCACAACGUGCUGGUGGUGGAGGGCGCGCGCAAGUACGCCUGCAAGAUCUGCUGCAAGACCUUCCUGACGCUGACAGACUGCAAGAAGCACAUCCGCGUGCACACGGGGGAGAAGCCCUACGCCUGCCUCAAGUGCGGCAAGCGCUUCAGCCAGUCCAGCCACCUGUACAAACACUCUAAGACUACCUGCCUUCGGUGGCAGAGCAGCAACCUGCCCAGCAGCUUGCUGUGAGCCGCCCCCCGCGCCGGGAGGAGCCUUGCCGCCGGCAGGGGCAGGGGCAGGGGCAGGGAUGGGCGGGUGGUGCCGCUCUCAGAGCCUGGGCUCUGCCUUUGGGGAUAUCCGGUACCUACCUCGCAGGUGUCACCGCCGGGAGCCGCGGCGGGGAUGGGGAUGUGACCCCCAACAGCCAAGCGGCCCCUUUGCAGGGCAGAGGGGUGACGGCGUGGGGGUCUCCUAAAACAGCACGUUUUGAGAAACAGAAACUGAAGUGCAAAUUUCUUUUUUUUUUUUUUUUGGUUUUUUUUUUUCCCCUCUAAAGCAUUUUGUAACAGUGAAAGCAUUUAAAUGAUUACUGUAACACGAGUUGCUGCGUUAUGUGAGGGCAGUGGUGCAGAGCGCUCACCUUUAAAAGAGAAAAACAGCUUUGGAUGCACCUGUCUGACAUAAUGCUUUAAAAUAACACUAAUUAUAACAAUAGUUCUAGGAUUAUGAAUGUAUGUUUGGCUGUUUUUGUAGUAAAAGACACUGUGUAAUCAAGGUGCUUAAAUUAAAUCCCAGAGUAACUUUUGGACUGCCAGGUGUACAUAUAACUUUAAUACAGCAAGAUCUGGAUGUUUGGCUGGUUUUCUUUUUUUUUUUUCUCCCGUAGAAAUGAGUAUUAAGUGGUAAGUGAAGUACUGUCUCUUGUUUGUGCUAUUCCUAGCAGUAUUUUAACCAGUUUGUAUCUCCUAUGUUACAAUUCUAUAUACGCAGAAGUUUGAACAGAGCUUGUCUUUGUCUGAUGUUUUGAAGGAGAGGUAAUUUGUGAUGUUUUUUUUUUUUUGCCAGUAUCUCGCUGUUCCCAGAUGCCCACAGUCCCUCUGGUCCCUGUUAGUAUGAGCACGUUGUCCUUUUAUCUCCAGGUUUUCAUUCCCUGCCUUGUGCACUUAGUGACUUCCUUUGCAGCUGUGGAUCUUUCCUUGGGUCAAAUCRCUCCUCAGAGCAAUCCUAGUUUGCCAUGUUUCACAGGAUCAGUGAGUAUGAGUUGGAAGGGUUGCACCAGGAUAAUUUUGUGCAGCUCCUGGCCUUGCAGAGGACACCCCAGUAAUCCCAUCCUGUGCCUGAGAGCGAUGUCCAAACACUUUUUUAUCUCAGGCAGGCUUGGGGUUGUGACCCGGUCCCCGGGGAGUAUUUUCAGUGCUGGACCACCUUCUGAGUGAAAAACCUUUUCCUCAUACCAAACCUCAACCUUCCCUGACUCAGCUGCAGAUUUUCUCUCAAAUCCCACCACUGGUGAGUGAAGAGAUCUGUCCCUGCUCUUSUGCUGCCCUCAGGAGGAUGUUGGUGGGGUCUGAGCUCAGUCUCAUCUCUGAGCUGAACAUAAAUGCCCUCCCAAGGCUUGCUCUCAGACUCCUCACCAUCCCCGUGGCCUCUGGACAUGCUCUGGCAGUUUAAUUCUUUUAUACGGUGGUGCUAAAGUUGUCCCGAGCACUCAAAGUGUGCAGAGCAGAGCAGAGCAGGACAAUUCUCCCCUCACAGGGCCGGUGAUGGUCACCCUGAUGCCCCCAGGACACAGCUGACCCUCCUGGCUGCCUGGGCACUGCUGCCUCUUACUCUGUAAAAUGUCACCAAAUCCAGGCCUUCCACUUAAAGCAGUGUCAUAAAAGUACUUUUCCACAUCUAAAAACUGCUAACAUAAAUUUAAAAAAUGUUGCUGUACACACUGUAGCAGAAAUUUGUCAUUCUCCAUGUAAGYGAUGUAAAUCUCAUUUUCAUUUCCUCUUCUUUGGUGCCACUGUAACUCAACACUGCCUGCAGUCUCCUUUCUUGCUUGUCAAAGGUGCRCUCAAACUGGUGCUCAGAAUUCUUAGGUUUUAAAAUAAAAUUUCAGAGCACUUCUGCUGAUGGGAAAUGCMGCUUAGCCAAGCAGGGGCUGGGUCAGGGCUGCAGUGUGUCCUUCUGCUCAAGUGACACACAGGAUUUCCUGCACCUGCCCUGUCAGCACGUUGUUUGCACCUUGACUAUCUGAGAAAUGCAGAAACACAGGAGAUAGUUGGAUUAAUUCCUUUAAAAUGUUAAGGUUUUGUUAUAGGGUUUACUUAAUGGUCAUUUUUAUGGCUCUUGAUUUUUUUAAGCAUUAAAAUAACGCGUUUUUUUAAAGCAGUGGGAUACUCCUCUGUUUUGUUUGAAAUAAUUUCAGUAUUGGGGACUAAUGGCAUUAAGCUGCAUAAACACUCUCCGAAACAUCAAUAAAAUGCAGUAUUUCCUACUUUAAUAUUUUCUUGUGUUGCUUUWUUAAAAGUAACACUGAUUGUUUUGUCUUCAUUGCAUUUUUAGUUUUGCUUUUUAAAAACAAGGCUUGAGUUUUUUACAUUUUCUGUAGCACAUCCAAAUUCAUUGAAUUGUUACAAUGUUUGGAAAGAAUGCAUCUCUUUGAGCAAGGAGAUUAAUUAAGCCCUAGUAGGAGCAGAUAAACACUUAACUGGACUUUUAAAUGUUUUUAUAACAAAUUUAAUGUGGAGUAUCAGUGCAGGAGGACUUCUGCAUUCUUUCUUUGAGAAAAAUUCUGGAGCAUUUUUGGAAGCAGCAGCUUUAAUUCCAUUAUCAGUUGAUGUGCAGUGGCAGGCCCAGAGCCCGCAGCUGCCUCGCAGCUUUCCGAGUCUUCCCGAAUGAAGCAAUAAAUUCCUGGGAACAGCGUAAAUACCUGGACUGAGCUCUCUGUGCGAAGGGUGUCUCACCCACAGCCUGCAGAGCUUAUCCCACUGAAUCCUGCUCAGAACUGAACUUUACAAAUGGGACUGGAGGUGUUGGGUCUGUUCCRAAGCACCUGGAAAUAAACCUGAUGUUUUUGUGCU
Messenger RNA from Malurus melanocephalus (red-backed fairy wren), 4952 nucleotides. It is a transcript of the gene ZBTB5, whose product is annotated as zinc finger and BTB domain containing 5. NCBI's taxonomy places the organism in Eukaryota, Metazoa, Chordata, Aves, Passeriformes, Maluridae. Gene Ontology annotation, cellular component: nucleus. Gene Ontology annotation, molecular function: RNA polymerase II cis-regulatory region sequence-specific DNA binding; DNA-binding transcription factor activity, RNA polymerase II-specific; protein binding. The record is from RefSeq and is a predicted model, not a curated record. Bases 106 to 2130 code for a protein of 674 amino acids. Gene Ontology annotation, biological process: regulation of transcription by RNA polymerase II. The transcript is spliced from 2 exons.